AUGAGUAACCCAAAGUUAUGCAAGGGUAUGAAGUUCCCAAAUAGGAAGGUGUUUAGGGCUGCCUUGAGGGAAUAUAUAGUGAAAAAGCCUGUGGACAUCAAGUUCAAGCUUAAUGAGAAGACCAAAGUUUCUGUCCACUGCAAGUAUGAAUGUAGUUGGAGGAUAUAUGCAUCACAGAUUGCAGGGGAGUUAACCUUCCAGAUAAAGACCAUGGUUCCAACUUGUAUAUGUGGAAGGACAUUCAAGCAUAGCCAAGUCACUUCUACAUAUGUGGCUAGGAAAUACUUGGAUGAUUUCAACAAAAACCCUGAUUGGGCAGUUUCUGGUGUGAAGCAUCAAGUUAUGCAGGAUGUGUAUGUGGACUUGAGCAUAAAUCAAGUGUACAGAGCUAAGAGGAAAGCUAGAGAGUUCAUACUAGGUGAUGAGAGGUUGCAGUAUGGGAAGCUUAGGGACUAUGCAGUGAUGAUAAAAGUAACUGAUGUGGGGAGUAAGGUGAUUCUGCAAACUGAGAUUACUGAGCCUAACACACAACCUAAGUUCAAGAGGAUGUAUGUGAGAUACAAUGCACAGAAAGUUGGAUUCUUGGGGGGGUGCAGGCCACUUGUAGGAUUAAAUGGUUGCCACUUGAAGGGUAAGUUUGGUGGACAUAUAUUAUCAGCAACUGCAAGGGAUGUGAAUGACAAUAUUUUCCCUGUUGCAUUAGGUGUAGUUGAGCAAGAAAAUAAUGAUUCUUGGGUGUGGUUUUUACAAACAUUUGCAGAUGAUAUUAGGAGGCCAAAUGAGCUGAAUCUGGUGUUCAUUUCAGAUAGGCAGAAGGGAUUGAUACUUACCAUGGAGCUGUUGUUCCCAACAGUUGAACAUAGAUUUUGUGUGAAACAUAUUUACAACAACUUUAAGUUAAAUUUCAAGGGUUUAGAAUUGAAGGCUGCAUUAUGGAGGUGUGCUGUAGCAACAACAGUUAGGGAGUUUGAGAAGAGAAUGCAAGAUAUGAAGAAAUUGGACAAUGAAGCAUGA
This is a messenger RNA of Quercus robur (English oak), 1014 nucleotides long. RefSeq lists its product as uncharacterized. Bases 1 to 1014 code for a protein of 337 amino acids. NCBI's taxonomy places the organism in Eukaryota, Viridiplantae, Streptophyta, Magnoliopsida, Fagales, Fagaceae. The transcript is spliced from 2 exons. The record is from RefSeq and is a predicted model, not a curated record.